AUGGAAUCGACCCGAACAAUUUACGAGCUGAAAUCGACAUUCAUUCGGAGCCAAAUCCGCAUUCUCUCCGAGAGCCUUGAGCUGCCGGAAGAUUGGCAACAAUAUGCAGUGGAGACCGAGGAGGGCCAGUUGAGCGCGAAGGCGAUUGAAGAUGUGCUGCAUAAAGUAAAUGCGGCCGCUAAGCAGCAUCAUCGAGUUGUCUACACAUCACAAGCGAUUCACCAUGUGGCCAGUCAGAUUGCCAGCCUCUACUGGUCCGCUAUUAGCCAAGAGGCGCAAACACAGGCAGCUUUUGCAAAGGGCGUGGGUCAAUUGACGGACUUGUCCAAACAAUGGAAUAUUGCCAAAUUACCCUUGGAACUAGAAACCCCCGGCGUGACUGAAGAACAAAAUACAAGAUACCAGGAGCUUCGGAAGCGACUCACCAGUCUUGACGAACAGCGUCAGAAAAGGCAACGUCGUCGCGAUCAAUUACAACAUCUCCGACGUCUCCUCGAGCCAUUUGAAGAACCACCCAGAGAUAUUCAACCAAACCUGGUCAACCGGGAUGGAGAGCUUAUUAAGGAAUUGGAGAAAAUGCGAAUGCUUGUGGCGCGGGUCGGAGGGAGAAUAGCACAGCAGAAGAAUCGCAGGAAUGUUCCGGAAAACGAGGGAGGCGAAUAUUUGCUUCCUGGGUCAGAUCAGAGGCUGGAGGCCCUGCUGAACACGAGCGAAUGA
Molecule: messenger RNA, 717 nt
Organism: Penicillium waksmanii
Lineage: Eukaryota; Fungi; Ascomycota; Eurotiomycetes; Eurotiales; Aspergillaceae
Product: kinetochore subunit FTA4 family protein
Exons: 4
Coding region: 1-717 (238 amino acids)
Cellular component (GO): Mis6-Sim4 complex
Source: RefSeq, a predicted model, not a curated record